AUGAUGGGACUUACUCCAAGCAUCAGAUGCUAUACGAUUGUAUGUGGCCCAGAAGGGGUAGCAGCACCAGUCCUUCUAACACCACACCAGAAACAAUGGUAUAUGUUGGGGAAGGAAUCAGCACCCCACGUCACCCUGGCUGUUGGACACGGUUUUGAAGCAAGGAGUUUAGGUCCCAUGAUCAGGAGAGCAUCUAAACUGACCUGGCUGCCUACCUCAACACCAGGAAUUUACAAAGCCACCUCAGAGAAAAUGUGGAGGUUCAUGGAGCCAGACACCACCGAGAAGUGCCUCCCUGAGCGAUUACCUCUACCCAGGCAUCAUGGAAAACCCUACACAGACCACCCAUCAACUGAAGCAUUACUCUCUACGGUGGACAGCUCACUCUGGACAACCUCCCCAUUUGAUGUAGGACAGCUUCAGGUGGAACCUGUAAAAAUCAAUAUGAACAACCAAUACCAACAGCCUGUCUACAGACCACAGUAUCGUUUGAAACCUGAACAAUCUCUGGGUAUAAAACCUACCAUUGAUGGCCUCUUAGGAGCAGAAGCUAUCUAUCCAACCGUCUCCCCUUGGAACACGCCCAUCCUGCCUGUGCUGAAGGCGGGAGGAGAAACAUACAGGAUGGUGCAAGACUUUCGAGCUGUAAAUGAUGUUACAACUCCUAUUGGUCUCCCAACUCCUGACCCCCAUCUCGCAUUGAGCAACCUAUCACCUACUCACCAGUAUUUUACUGUCAUAGAUCUGGCAAAUGCGUUUUUUAGUGUUCCACUGGAUGAGACAUCCCAACCCAUUUUUGCCUUCACCUAUGAAGGACAGCAAUUCACAUACGCUGUCCUUCCACAAGGGUAUAGAUGUUCCCCAGGAAUCUUCAACCACAUACUGAAAACCCACCUGUCUGAACUCCAGGUGCCAGAAGGCGUGAUCCUCAUCCAAUAUGUCGAUGACCUUCUACUUGCAGCUCCUACCUCUGACCUCUGCCUACAAAUGACCAAGUCAUUACUAGACUUUCUAUCAACAAAAGGAUACAAAGUCAAGCGAAGCAAGGUUCAAUCCUGCAGAAGGACUGUGAUUUUUCUAGGAAGAGAAAUUUCAGGAGAAGGAGCAGCUCUCUCCAGAAACCACAGGGACUCCAUCCUCCACCACCCAAGACCAACUACAGUGGCAGGACUGCUCUCUUUUCUUGGACUGACGGGAUAUAGCAGAACACAUAUCCAUGAUUACACUGCAAGGACAGAGCCACUACGGGCCAUUGUACGCCAAGCAGGGGCGAGGAACCUUAUGGCAAACCUUGAAUGGAACGAAGAGGCGUCAACUGCUUUUGGCCUCCUCAAAACAGACUUAUCAGUAGCAGCAGCGCUGACUGCUCCUGAUUACAACAGCACAUUCCACUUGGAUGUUUCUGAAAAAGAGGGAUACACGUCAUCAGUGCUUUUCCAGAAACAAGAGGGGGAGAGGAAGGUACUGAUGUACCAUUCCUCCAAACUAGACCCCAUUGAGAAAGGACAAACAACAUGCUCCAGAUAUGUGGCAGCAGUAGCAAAAGCAAUUGACAAAACAGCUCACCUGGUCAUGUGCCAUCCAUUACAGAUCCACACCCACCAUGGCGUCGCAGCACACCUGACAAGCAAGGAAUUCACAUUUAGUGCUAAAAGAAAAACCAAAAUUCAGAACAAAUGCACACAGUCACACAUAUCAUUUGUCAACACAGACAAGAACAUGGCAGACGCACUAAAUUCAGAAGAAGGACUGCCACAUUCAUGCGCUGAAAAAGCGGCUCAGGAACUAAAACUGAGACCAGACCUAAAAAAUGAACCCAUAGACAACCCUGACCAGUGGCUGUAUACUGAUGGAUGCUGCUACAAAGGUGAGGAAGGAAACGUAGCUGCAUAUGCUGUGGUGCAACAACUAUCUGAUGGUUCACAUGUCACCCUGGAAUCAGCCAUCAUUCCCCAACCAGCAUCAGCACAACUGGCGGAGAUCAUCGGAUUGACACAAGCUCUUAUCAGAGCAGAAGGAAAAGUUGUAAAUAUCUACACGGACUCAGCCUACGCCCAUGGAUCAGUCCACACUGAUGGACCGCAAUGGGUGAGAAGAAACUUUACUACAGCGGGAGAUGUUCCAAUUAAACACAGGACACAGAUGGAAAAACUAAUCUCCUCAGUAGCACUACCUGCGCAGGUGGCUAUUAUGAAAUGUAAAGGACAUCAGCAUCUAAAAAACCGAGUAAACGCUGGAAACAAUGCAGCAGACAAGGCAGCCAAGAAGGCAGGAGGCUACCUACCCAGACAAAUGGUACUACUACCACAGACCUCACAGACUGAACUCAACCAAGGCAAUAUAGCACAGUUACAGAGCUCAGCAGGACCCUAUGAACACUCAGUCUGGGCUCAAAAGGGGGCAACAAAAGGACAGGACGAGCUCUGGAGGUGCCAUGAUGGAAGAUUAGUAGCACCAGCUAAACUCUGCCCUGAACUGUUGCGUGAGGCUCAUGGGCCCACGCACGAAGGGAAACUUAAGACCCUCCAAAAGGUCUCACACAUCUGGUGGCACCCUCACAUGAAAGAAAUGACUGAUUUGUUUUGUGACGAAUGUAGUAUAUGUGGUAGUCACAACCCAAAGAAGCCAUACCAGACACCCAUGGGUUCUUACCCAGUACCCAAUGCAUGUUUUCAGGAUAUCAGCAUAGACUACACUGAUAUGGGACCAGACAACGUAUCUAAAGGGAAAAGAUACCUGCUGGUAAUGGUAGACAGAUUUUCAAAAUGGGUAGAAGCCAUCCCCACAGCAAGGGAGGAUGCUAGAUCAGUUAUUAAGUGGCUACAAACUGAAUUAAUACCCAGGUACGGUAUACCAAGGCAGAUAAGAUCUGACAAUGGCACACAUUUUAACAACAAACACCUGAAAGAGGUGGAGGAGAGGUUCGGAAUCGUGCACAGGUUCGGUUCGGUUUAUCAUCCUCAGUCCCAGGGACUUGUUGAAAGGGCUAACCAAACGUUGAAAGCAAAAAUUGCAAAGGUUUGUGCAGGGACAAAAUUGACAUGGGUUGAAGCCCUGCCACUGGCUUUGAUGGCUAUGAGAGCAUCACCAGGGGCAGGGACCCAUCUCUCUCCUCAUGAGAUAAUGACAGGGAGAGUAAUGCCAGGUCCACCAAGGGAGGGAGGUCAUAUGCCCGCCCUUGAUGUACAACAGAUAGAAAUGACUGAUUAUGUGAAGAAAUUGACGGAACUUUCUGCAGCACUCUCUUCUCAGGUGCGGAAGGCCCAAGAGGGGGAGCUGUCGGGAAGUACGCUGCCGCUGAAGGUAAACGUGGGAGACUGGGUAAGGGUUAAAGUCCACAAGAGAAAGUGGCUGGAACCCAGGUGGACUGGACCGUACGAAGUGAAGGAGGUUACUUCACACUCAGUCCAGGUCAGAGGUAAAUCAGGAGCACCCUGGCACCAUCUAACUCAUUGCACACCAGCCCCCACUCCUUCUAGAACACUGACAGAAGUCAGAGCUGAUUUGAGCAGCAAAACCACAAUUUGA
Messenger RNA from Coregonus sp. 'balchen', 3528 nucleotides. Lineage: Eukaryota; Metazoa; Chordata; Actinopteri; Salmoniformes; Salmonidae. The record is from the annotation of a GenBank genome assembly.